AUGACUCAGGAAAAGUGGGUUCACUUUCAAGGGGAAGCAGGAGAUGUUGCUGCCCACAUAACAGAAGAGCACCAUCAAGAGCAAGAAGCUAACCGCGCAGCCGCUGCACUGAUUAAUGAAUAUAGACAACAUGACGGCCCCAUAACAGCAGAGCAAAAGAAGGCUCUAAUUGCCAAGGGAUACAAAGAGAAGCUCAGAUAUCGUGAGAAAAGUCUCCUUCUAAAAGAGCCAAAGCCAGUUUCCCUAGGAAAUGCACUCAAGGGGCAAAUCCAUCUCUCGAGAAGGGAAGUGUUCAGACGGAAACUCUUUCCCAUUCGGUUUGAAGAGUCUGCCAGAAACGUAGAAGAGGUACAGAAGCUCUUGAUGCAGAGGCAACCUGUUGGCCAACUUGUUAUAUCCAUUGCAUACCUGGCAAUGCUGUUGCUGUUUCUCUCGUAUGCCGUGGAAAUAACCAAUUUAUAUGAAGCAGCAGAUGGCAUCGUGGCCCCAAUAAAGUCGGCGAGAGCACCAACACCUUCGGAUUUUAACACAGUUAGCUUUGAAGUGGCAAAAGCUGAGCAAGAGUCACCGCGUUCGAUAUCAUCAGCCGUUGAUCUCGAGUUGGUUCAGCCUUUGGAUUUCUCCUUGCUAGCAAACAAAGGCGACGUUGCUUCCUGGCUCCUCUACGGCUUUGUUCCCCUUCUUUUUGGACCGUCACCCCAGAGCAGCGACCUAGGUUCAGCUAAGGUCCUAGGAAAGUGCUUCAGACUCACAUUUCGGCAGAUUGAGCUACAAGCGGUCGACGGAUUUGAUUUGGGUUUUGAGGGGGUUUGGCCCUUGACUACGGCUAAGGCGAGUUCAUCGAUUGCAGCAUCAAAGCUGCGUUCUAGCAAUGUUCUCACCAACCAAAGUGGCUCCAGGUUUAAAUACACGUAUCCUUUUGUCGCGUCCGGCGAAGACAAAGCUUUUAAUAAGAAAGGAGGGUACUAUCAGGUCAUAUGUGAAGAUUCCGUCCAAAAGGCUCAAGCUUCUCUGCAACAGGCCCAGCAGCAUUCGCGAUAUCCACCGUGGUUUGUUCCCAUGCCGGUGAUAGCCGAUCGCCGAACAAUCUCAACAGUGGUUGACUUCUUCGCAGUAAACCCGGUUACCCAGACAUUUUCUCAUUGUUCAGUCCUCUUCGCCUUCACCAGCUCAGGCACACUGCAAAGACCUCGUAUUUGGGUUUCAUCGUUGGCCGCAUUCUCGUCGCAGUCUGACGGACUCGUGCGCUACAUCGCACUUGGGCUUACGCUGACAUUGCUGUUGCUUUAUUUGAUAUGCGAGUACACCGAGGUUGAAAAGCUGGGAUUCAAGGUGUGGGCGAAGGGGAUCUGGUCCAUUUUUCUGUUAUUCCAUCUUUUGGUACUGGUUGGUUUCCUCGCCUCAUUUACUACUGUACAAGUUAUUGCAACACUCGCCCCCGAAAUUGGACAAUCGCUAGGGGAUGACGGGUAUUACGAUAUCUCUGAUGAGCCAACUGCAGCUAACGAAGCGGAAUUUUUCCAGCUGCUCAGCAGCUACGCGUAUUUAUUCGAUGCUAAUGACGGCGCGCAGUAUGCAUUGACCGUUUUCGGGUCCCUUUCCGCGCUAACAGGCCUGACAACAUCGACAUCCUUUCUGCUGGGUGGCACACUUGGAAAUAGCGACGUGUACACAGUAGUCUCUGCCAAGCCUAUUCUUGCUGGAAUUUUCUUCGUAUCACUGUUCCUAAUAUUCUCAGUAUUUGGAUUUACCAUUUUAAUUGCAGUGAUGCUGAGGAAGUACGAUCUAUGCGCACAGUCCAUUGAACAAAACGUAAUGAAAUACAAGCUCGACGAACAGGAACUCUUUCGAACACGGUACGAAUGGCUGCGGCAUACUGUUCCAAAUAUAUGGAGACGAUUUUGGAAAGCAGCUUGCUGGUGCCGAAAGGAGGAAAACCUGGCGCUGCUUUCUGAAAUUGACGAGUUUGAAGAUGAUUGUAGAGAGACCAAGGAACUCAAAGAACUCGAAAAAAGGAAGAAGGGAAUUUACAAGAAGAAAAGAGGAAAGAACUUCUACAGAAACGACAAGAGGAAAGAUUCUCACUCAUCUGCAGAGGAAUACUACGACACUCCUCCCCAGUACCCCCCAUGGGUUUGGCAGACGAUUGGUAUAGAUGACCCGACCAACAUAUACGCAUCACGAAAUGGAGCGCAGGCACAAGAUUUCUACGUUGAUCCAACCAGCAUGCCGGCAUAUUCGAAGGUAUAUGGUCACUUUAGCGGGUUUGAUUUGACCGGAGCAGCCGGCCCAACGGAUUGCUACUUCACGCCCAAUAUUGCAGGGGCUACGGUCCCAAAAGCCCCAGCUCCUUCUGUAGCUAAGGUGUAUCUCAUGGUGAGGAAUCAAGUGCAGGAAGACCAUCAAGAUGCUUGGAAAAAGCUCUUUAUUGUAGCCUUCGUUGCUAUUAUCGUGGCUACUGUAAAUAUGCAGCUCUCCGUGUACACGGCGUCGGAUAUGCGCGACAUGGUUGCCCAGACUUUAUCUACGACGGCUUUCCCCUUGGAUCCUGUUAAGUUUACCCUCGCAGAUUCGUCCCUAGGAAGCACAUAUCAGCAGCUCGUGCUUACUAAUUGGAAUGGCACAAUCAGUACACGAUCUGUUCGUGUAACAUUAACCCUCCGUGAGGAGACGUCCUUCCCUACCAAGCUGGGGUUUACCUGUGAAUCUCUUCAAUGCGAGUAUCAACCGCUAUUCGACCAGAGCACAUUUAGAGAGUUCCUAAAGGUUUUUGUGCAAGAGAAUAUCAUUAGGGAUGUAGUCUCAGAGGUGGCAUUCCAAAUAGUCCUGCUGAACCACAGUACUCGCAACACGCUCGUGGAUGUGCACAUUAAAUUUCCAAGAAAUGCAGGUGGUACUUUCUCACCAAAUCUUUCUAUUGAGGCUUUCAACCUACAACCCUACUCCACCUGGGACUCGACGGCAGUGACGGCUGUUGCUCUUCAAGUGGCUACUGCUGCGCUUUUUUUGUUUUUCGGCUGUUCCUUUUUCGUGGAGCUCAAGCGCCUGUGGAGCACUCUGAAGGAGCAGCGCCAAGACUUUAGCUGUGGCUUGUGCUUGGGUGUUUUCUUCGUUGAUGACCUCUUCAAUGUGUUCGACCUCAUCGGCUUCGGCGUCCUGGCCUGCUGUAUCUUGUUGUGGGUGCUGCAUGUGCUUGCGUCGCCACAUUCGCAAACUUUUGAUCUAAUGGCGGACCUAGAAACAGCAUCGGCAGCCGCGGCUGCGGGAGGUGCACAGGAGGCAGAAGCAGCUGCGGCUGCUGCUGUUCUUUUUGAUGAGAUCAGCGCUACCUCUCAGUUGCUUCGCACAUACGCCCAGCUGGCAGCUGUUAUCCUGGCUCUCGCAUUUCUGCGCCUGUUAAGGAUCGGCCGGAAACUCAAACGCAUGACGCUCAUGUUCUUUACUCUUGCUUCUGCAGCGGGAGAGGUGGUCCACAUAUUAAUGGGAACCACACUCGUAUUCCUUGGCUUUUCGUAUGCGUGUUUCUUGUCUUUCGGCCGUCAUGUAGAAAGACACUCAACCAUCAAAAAUUCGUGUAUUUCCACAUUCUUGCUGUCCAUGGGCUACUUCCCACUGUCCGAGCUUUUCGAGGCUGAUGCUGGUAUGGCUGGUGCUUUUAUUUUCCCGUAUCUUUUUUUCAUGGGCAUAAUUUGCUUCAGCCUUUUCCUGUGCGUUUUGCUCCGCUCACUGGCAUAUCGUUCGGCUGAGAUUAAAGCAAUGGAGAGACUUGGCAAGGUUGAGGAGCGUUCAGUAUUGAGAUCUCUGCAGCUAUUCUUACAGGAACUGUGUUGCAUCUUUCAACCGCCAGCGGACAUGCAAGCGAAUCAACAAGAUUUUGAGCUCCCGCUACAGGAGGAAGAGACGGCAUUUGGAAAGCGGACAGCGAGCGAUCAGGAGGCUGAUCUCAUUUUGCUUGAGAAGAUUGGGCAGGCAGAAAGAAGACGGCGAGAGAGGCCGAUAAAGGUUGUGGAGCUGCCUCCAGACGUAGUCACCAGUGCGUUGUCUGACGAACAGUACGCUAACCUGCCAGAAGAAGCCCGUUUAUUCGCUCAGACAGAAGUGGCUUCCUUUGUGGACCGGUUUCGGCUGAUGGCAACGCAGCUCAGGCUUGGUAACGGAGACAUAGUCACCCUGUUGCAAAAACUUGAGAAUGAGGCAUACACGGAAUUAUCGACGCUUGCUCGAGAGGUGGCGCAGCAAGAAGGCCAUCUGCAGCAUGAAUUGUCAGUUUACACGUCGCGGAUUGUUGAAGGACAGAAACGACUUACAGCAUACAUCAAGUUCCUCGAACAGGCGUUGCAAGACAGAGAAGACGAGCUCCAGCUCCAACAACAGGAGUUGAAGCUUCUGGAGACAAAAUUUGAAGAUCAGCAAGAAGCAGCUGAGCGGUACGGAAGGAAGCGAUAA
Cyclospora cayetanensis is the source of this 4446-nucleotide messenger RNA. RefSeq lists its product as uncharacterized. The transcript is spliced from 11 exons. The record is from RefSeq and is a predicted model, not a curated record. Bases 1 to 4446 code for a protein of 1481 amino acids. Lineage: Eukaryota; Apicomplexa; Conoidasida; Eucoccidiorida; Eimeriidae.